AUGGAGUCCCAAGCGCUGGUGUUGCAGCAUAGUGAGGAGGAGUUGUUUCAGCAUUUCUUGCAGCUCCGGCGCGAGGGCCGAGAGCUGCGCCGAGCCGCCGGACGUCAUGGGGUUUCUGGGGCCCUGACGCAGGGUGCUGUGGGCGCUCCCAGGGCGCCCUCGCCCAGUGCGGAUGACGACCAGGAAGCCAAGGGCUUGGAGGCUUUCUUAGAGGAUGGCCAGGUGCGCGGUGGCCAAAUGCCAGCACUGCUUCGUUACGCCUCGGCGCCGUUGAGCAGCGCCGAGAAGCUGCGGGUGCUGCAGGCGCUGCAGCAGUCGCAGCCGCAGAAGUUGGAGCGCUUCGUGGCCCUCAAUGGGCCCAAGCUCUUGGAGCAAUGGAUCUCCCUGGAGGUGCCAGUCUUGUCGAAAGCCUGCUUGCAGCUCUUGAGGAAGUUGCAGAUGAAGAAGCAGAUGAUCGAAGACUUUCAGUUGCCACAACGCCUGAAGCAGCUGGAGGGCGAUAGCGAAUUGGCCCCAGAGGUCAAUGCUUGCAGAGAGUGUUGGAAGUUGGAUGACGAGGAACCAGAAGCAUCUCAAGCUGCAGAUGAGGCUCCUGAGGAGGUGGUGGAGGUGAAAAAACGGAAACUCUCCAGCGAAGAAUUGGCAGAAGAGAAGCGAAAACGCGAAGAGCAGAGGCUGCUGCAUGAGAUUCGCAGUCUUGGAGACCUCCUGGAGAAUUCGGACUUUUGUGUGGACAGUCUUUUCCCAGUAUUGAGCUUGCAGGGCUUGAAGGUCACAUACGUGGCUGCAGGGGAGGCGCAUUCUGCUGCGGUAGAUCAGCUGGGAGGACUCUACACCUGGGGCCAGGGCUCCUUUGGUCGUUGUGGCCAUGGGGUCGGCACCGAUAUGCCCAGCCCCGCGCGGGUGGAGAGUCUGUCCGGCCUAUCCAUGUCACAGGUUGCUCUGGGCCUGAUGCAUUCUGUCACUAUGUCUGUGAAGGGCCAGCUGUACACGUGGGGCAAGGGUCCGGCCACCGGCUUUGAUGUUGAAGAUGUCAUCACGACCCCACGGCAGGUGAAGUUGGAGUCUCGCGAUCCGGUCUACCAGAUCGCCGCAGGGCCGUUGCACACUGUUGUCUUGAUGCAAACCGGUGACGUGCUCUACUUCGGUUCUGGUACCGACGGGCGGCUGCCAUACAGGAAUACCUUUGAUGGCAGCCUGGAAGAUGUGGCCUCGCCCACGUUGUUGAAGCCACCGGAUCUCAAAGUCAAGGCCUGGGCCGCCGAGAAGACCAAGGCUCGAGGUCAGAGCCGUGAAGCGAGCUGGUGGCCCUCGAGGUUGUGCUGUGGCAGCAGCAGUUCUGCAGUGCUGACAGGCUCUUUGGAGAAUAUGUUGCCUGCUCUUGCUGCACCUCGGUAUCGGGUCCGUGGCUCCUCCCUAACGAUGGUGGUCGAGGCGGACAACUAUCUGGACGUCUACCGCAACUCGGCCUUUGUUGCGCCUGACAUCUCCGCCAGCCUCAUCCCCCUGAAUGGAGUGCGGCGCGUGGUGGCCAGUGAUACUCCAGCCAAGGUCCUGGUCUUUCCACUUGGGGUCGAGCAAGGGGAUGUCUUGGCCUUUCGCCUCGUCACCAAUCGCCCGGAAGUGGUGAAUGUGACCAAUGCCCUGGGGCAGAUCUCCCAGUAUCCUGCACCCCUGGGGCUCAUCAUGGCUUCGCGCAAUGGAUUGAUGUCCUCCGGCGAUUUCAAGUGCAGUACACAGGAAAAGGCCCUCAAUGAAGAGAGAACGCCCUUCUUCUACAGGGAAUUCAACGACUCCGCAUGGCCGCAAGCCUAUGAACAGCCGGAGGAUUGCUGUCCCUGGCGCGAUCCCAUGCUGGUUUGGGAGCGGGUGAAUGCGCGGUGGAUCGGCCCUUCCCCUUUGGACUAUCCGCUGAACAUCUCAGGGCCCAGGCAGCUGAACUGCCGCUACCACGUGCCGGGCUACGAUGUACCCACGAACCUUCCAGCGAGGGAGAGGACCAUGGAGAGCGAGAGCGCGCCACUGCUGAACAUCACCGCCUUAGAGAUUUCGACUUCUGUGACGAAACUCAUUUUCAGCGUUGAACGGAAGGCAAAUGUGUAUUGUGGUGUCAUCGAUGCCCGGUAUGAGUUGCGGGUACCAACGCACAAUGAACUGAAGAAAUGGGGUACUGGCAUCACCGGAGUCAGUGGGGAUAUUUGGCAGUUGGCCCUCAUUGGCGACGAAUUUUCCUCGCAGGAGUUGAAUGCCAGCGUCCUGGUGCGAUUGAAUGUGGCGGAUCAGGAGUCUUGUGAGCAACAGUGUUUGAACCGUGACGCCUGUGUGGCGCUGGAGUUCUAUCUGGCGGGCCAGCACACCCAGACAGGAACCAACUGCAAACUCAUCGAGGAUUCCUAUGAUGUCGACAAUCGAUUUCCUGAGUCUCCAAUUGCCAGCUUCGUUCAGAAGUACAAGUUCAUGGCAAAACCACAGCAUACUAUCACCAUCAGCGGUCUCCUCUUUCCCAACACCGUUUACAACACCUACUGUUCAGCAGAAGAUCCAGCCACUGGAGUGCAUUCCAAUUGGACGGCCAUCACUGCCACAUAUCAAACUGCCCGCACGGGUGGCUGCUUCAAUUGUGGCAAUCUGGUGCCCCCAGACGUGGUCCUUUGGGGCGGCUUUGUUGGGGCCAAUACCAUCGGCGUCGUGGCGAGCGCCAGCGAGCCGGGCCGCAUCUUCUGCAACGCGUUGGAGGUGAACGGCACCAUGGAGACGGUCAUCACGGGGACCUUGGUGCGUGAGCCCAACUACUUCGCCAUUGUGACCAGCGGGGGCAUCACUGUGUCCAUCACCGUGGGGGGAUUGCUGCCCAUGACGGAGUAUGAGGUGGCCUGCAUGGCCGAGUCCGACGGUGGGGCGGAGAGCCUUCAGCAGCAGAUCGACAAGACGCGACGGAGGAUGUGGACGGAGGAGGUGGAUAGCACCAUCAGUUCCAUGCGCAUCACCCGGGAGGCCAAUCUGAUGUUUGAUGAGAUCACAGUGAGUACCCAGCUGGUGAGCAUCGGCUACUUGUGGUGUCAAGUCUUCCCCAGCGAAAACCUGCAUCAGUUGGGUGUGCCCACUGCGGCAGCACUGCAGGAAGCAGACGAGUUGAAGGUGGCUGACCUGCAGGAGUUGUCGUCAGUGACCUUUGCGGAACUGGAUCAAAACACCUCCUACGACGUCUGGUGCACUGCUGAGUUCAACGAUUUUCGCGAUGAUCAAGCGGGCCAGAACUUGCUGACACCCUUUCCCAAAAGCACCAUCUUGAGCAUCGAGAGCUCUUACUACACGGCUUACGUCCUGGUUCAGGUGACGAAGGGUCCGGCCAGCAUCUUUUGCCAAGCAUAUCCGUGGGCCUUGAGACCCUUCACAGAACGGCCUCCCAUUCCAGCCGCGCUGCAGAUACAGGCCUCACCCUACACCACGAAUUAUAUGAGUACUCCAUCUGGACGUGUGCUCAUCGAAAUUGAGGAGCUCACCCCCGGCAGAUAUUAUGAUGUCUACUGUUUCUCUGAGACUUAUGUGCCUCCUGCAGCCACUGGAGCCGACACAGUGGCGCAGUUCGGAAUGGAUGCAGAGUCCAUCCUGCAAACCCGGACCCAACUCAUCACGUUGGGGCCCUUCUUUGAUGAUCUGGGAUGGUCCUGCGUCUCGGGAAGGCCCUGCAACGUGACCGACUUGCUGGGCUUUCACCUCUCGGAAAACGAUGGUCUCUUUGUGCGCGAGGACGGGUGUCCCAGAAGGUGUCGGUGCCAGGGAGUGGCGGAUGCCUACAGCAAAGGAUCGCAGUGUUCGGAGAUCUCACAGGAUCCUACUGUUCAAGCUGGGGUAGGUCUGACAGAUGCCAAGGAUCCGCGGGGGGCCUGGUGCUAUGUGGAGCCAGGACAAUGUUCGGACGAAGAGCAAUCCAUGGUUUUUCCUCAACAUUUUCUGUCGUACAAGGUCUGCAGCUAUUUGGUGGAGGUUGGCAGCGGCGCCACCGUCCCCGGCUUCCCCAACGGCGGAGUGGCCACCACCCUGGCGGACGGCCGCGGCUUCAGCUGGGGCGAUCAGCCCAUCGUGGCAGCAGGGAAGACCUACGACCUCUGCUGGUGCAACGGGACGGCCUCGGGCUGUUUGUUGGAGGCGGAUUUCUCCGUGCGCUUGGGGCCUUUGCAUUUCGGUGGCCCCUCAGCCCAACAAGCUGCCUCUGUGGAGAUCUGCCGCGCGGGGCUGCCAUGCUCAGUGGCGAAUUUUCAGGGACAGGCCAUCCAGAAUGGCUCCCGCCUGGUGGUGCUGCCCCAGGACCCCCGCGGCUGCCUGUGGCAGAGGCUGAGUGAGGUAGACCCCCCAGGUCUCAUGGACUUUCCCAACAUUGGGGUCUCGGAGACCUUCGAUGAGGCCACACGCAGCUACAGCUUUUACGGCGACCCACUGAUUGCACGUGGGGGGCACUACAACCUCUGUUGGUGUGGCCCACCGUCGGAAGGUAUCAUUCGAGUACCUGGCAAGGAUUACCGGCAGCCCGAUGGUUUGAUUCCGCCUGCUUGCCCGCCGGUGAGGGCUGAGGACAGUGGUUCCUUCCUGUCCCCUGCCGGGGUGUUACAGCUGAUCGGGCCCUCAGGGCAGGCAGACACCAUCUGCCGCCUGGGGGUGAACUGUGCCGUGCCGCAAGUUUUGGGCGAAGGCCUACAGGGCAGUGACCGCGUCGCCGUGCUGCAGCGCUGCGGACACGCUGCCGUGCCGCCCACGGGGUGGAAUGGAGGUGCCUCGGCCAAAGGGCCUGGCUGGACCUCAGCCGGAUGGAUCACACAUGGCCCCAGCUUGUCAGCCAGUUUGAUGGCAUCCUUCGGUGCCCCGGGCUUCCCAGCGCCGGACGGGGUCAACGCAUCAGAUCGAGGAGUCUACGGUUUUCCCAACCUGGGCAUUUCCGUGGCUUCCUCCGUGGUGGGCUACGUCUCCUGGGAGGGCCCCGUCUGGGCCUUCGCGGGCAACUACCAGCUCUGCUGGUGCGGUGCCGAUGCCACCACCACCGGGUGCAAGUCGCCAAAGGAUUUUCUGGUCCCUUUCGGCCGGUUGGUCCUGAACGGCCCGGCCGUGUUGCCCUUGGCGGCCCAACAGUUCCGCUGUGUGCGGAUGCGACAGUGCGAGAUUGAACGCUUUGAAGGUACCAUGCCUCCAACCAGCAAAAUCAUGCUGGCAUCUGGGGAAUGCGGCACGGAAGGACCUGGUGGCAUGCCGUUGAAGGGACAGUCUCUCCCUUCCAAAGAUGGUUUCCACUUCUACUGGGGCAGAGAAGUUGUGACAGCGGAUCCAGGGAAGUACCGCCUGUGCUGGUGCACCGAGGGUCAAGCGUGCGUGUUGCCCCAGCAGUACUUGAGUUACUCCGGCAUCAUGCAGAUCAAAUUUCCCACCUACUCGCCCCUCCGCUUCUUCUGUGGCUUGGCUCGGCCCUGCAACAUCUCCGGCAUCCGGGGUGAAGGGCUCAGCAACGAUGACCGGGUCAUGCUGCUCACGAAAUGUGGUGCGGGAACGGCAGAGGAAGCCACCUUUUUGGAGGGCGCCUUCUCCAUGGCUACCUUCGAUGAAGGCGGCACCUUCCUUCUUCCUGCCUCGGUGCAGGCAGUGUCCUAUCAGGUGUGCUGGUGCGCGGCAGAACAAACCUGCGCCAAUCCACCAGAUUUCAGUGCGACGCUGGGCUUUGUGGACUUUGGUGGUCCGCUCCCUGAUGUUGUGUAUCGAUGCUUUGAGUGGGAAGCCUGUGAAAUCGAAGCCCUAGAUGGAACCUCUCUUAGUGACGGUGACAGGUUACUGGUGGUCCCAGAUGGCACGAACUGUUUGGAUCUACCUCCUGGCCUUUUCCAAGAAGGUUUUCCCUUGCAGGGCUUGUCCCUUCCAGCCACCGAUGGCGGACGACGCUACUCCUGGGGUUCUGGCCUCGUCCGUGCCGCAGUGGGCUACUAUGCCUUGUGCUGGUGCAGCAACACAGGGGGCGUGGCCGAUGACAACAGCAGCAACCAGACGACCGUGACGAGCUGCACUGAAGAGGGGCCAUUUAGAGUGCCGGCGGGGGUGAUCAGAGUGGGAUCCAGUAAAGAGUUCCAGUUCAUCAGCAACUCUCAGGAGAUUCCGCCACGAGCAGCCGACCCUCAGCUCAGUUGGCUUCUGGCCAUCCCUUUGCCUGCGCUCUUCUUUGGGACGCUGACGCCCACGGUCUCCCGAGGUCUGGGCAUCUCCCGGGUCCGCGGCCGCCGCAGCGGGCGCGAGGCGCCCGAGGCGCCGCCGCUGGUGGCGGAGGCCGACGCGGUGCUGUCGGCGCAGCGGCUGCGGAGCAUGCUGGCUCUGGACUCAAAGGAAGUGGCUGAUACUCGCGAUGACAUCAGCAAACUCAUGGAUCGCAGUCGGAAAAACUCUGAUCAGAAAUCCAGCCUACUGGCCUUGUAUUUGAUUCUGCGGCGCAAUAUCCAGGGCAGUACGGAGCUGAAACGAAAGCAAAAGCAGACCAAAAAGGUCUAUGGCAAGCCGAAACAAUUGGAGCGGCAAGGGACAGGUUUGAGCCGCUCCUCCGCCAAUAGCUCCUUUGCGUCGCUGAACAGAUCCGAGAAGAGCGACUAUUCCUUCAAGUCCUCCAAUGAGAACAAGAUGGUGUCGCAUAUUCCACUUCCGCCCCGCUUGGAUAUCCACAACUUCCGAAGCCCCACGGCCAACAUUCCGGGUUUGGUGGAAAUUGUGGAAGAGGACGAAGACGGCUUUGCGCCCUUAGAGGAAAUCGAAGUUGAAGAUGUGGACUUCAGUGAAGAUUUGUGA
Cladocopium goreaui is the source of this 6810-nucleotide messenger RNA. Lineage: Eukaryota; Dinophyceae; Suessiales; Symbiodiniaceae. The record is from the annotation of a GenBank genome assembly.